ACCCUGGCCGCAUCGCAUAGCUCUGUGGAUAGCUAGCGGGUCACGAUCACAAGCCAGAGACCCUCACGGUCAGACAAGCCUCCACCAGGUUUUUGACUCUCUUCCGAGCUACACUUCUCUUCCUCGAUCAACACUUCCCCGUCUCUUCUCAUCCUCACGCCUUCCCUUCGCCCUUCCCUUCGCUAUCUCCAGACACAAUGUCGUCGACCGGCAACUCCCCAACCUCGUCCAUAAAAGAGGCCGUCUCUUCGAAGCUACCGCACGUGCCCGAAUCCAAGGAUGAGCUGAAGGCCGAGAUCAAAGCCGAGGCCAAGGCAGUCGCCAGCUCGGCCAGCGCCCAAUUGCGCUCGCUCGCCGCCGGUGGCUUUGGAGGUGUCUGCGCCGUCGUCGUGGGCCACCCCUUCGACCUCGUCAAGGUGCGGCUGCAGACCGCCGACAAGGGCGUCUACAAGAGCGCGAUCGACUGUCUGAAGCAGAACAUCGCCCGCGAUGGCGUGAGGAGAGGUCUUUAUGCGGGUGUGAGUGCGCCGUUGGUCGGUGUUACACCCAUGUUCGCUGUUUCCUUCUGGGGCUAUGACGUCGGCAAGCAACUCGUCACCUCGUACUCGACUGUGGCCACCAACCCGGCGACCGGCGCGUCCCAGCUCUCCAUCGCCCAGGUCUCCGCCGCCGGUUUCUUCAGCGCCAUCCCCAUGACGGCCAUCACGGCGCCCUUCGAGCGCGUCAAGGUGAUCCUGCAGGUGCAGGGCCAGCGACUAAAGCCCGGCGAGGAGCCCAAGUACAAGGGCGGCCUCGACGUCGUGCGCCAGCUCUACAAGGAAGGCGGCGUCCGGUCCGUGUUCCGCGGCAGCGCCGCCACGCUCGCCCGCGACGGCCCCGGAAGCGCGGCCUACUUUGCAGCCUACGAGUACAUCAAGCGGCGGCUGACCCCCAAGGACCCCGUCACGGGCGCGCCGCAGGGCGAGCUCAGCCUGUCCGCCGUCACGGUGGCGGGUGGUGCCGCCGGCAUCGCCAUGUGGAUCCCCGUGUUCCCCGUGGACACGGUCAAGAGCCGGCUGCAGACGGCCGAGGGCAACCCCACCAUCGGGGGGGUCAUCAGGGAGCUGUACGGCAGGGGCGGCGUCAAGGCCUUCUUCCCCGGCUUCGGGCCGGCGCUGGCCAGGGCGGUCCCUGCGAACGCCGCCACCUUUUUGGGCGUCGAGCUGGCCCACCAGGCAAUGAACAGAGCCUUUGGUUGAGAGCAUGGGAGCUGAGAUUUAGAGCAUGGAACUCGAAAUAAUCUGGCGGUGAGGCGCAUCUGCACUAGUAUUCAUCCACCAACGACUUUGUACGCACAUGCGGGAGAUAUUGCCUUCGGCUUGCGAGAGGCCGAGAGAAACUGCCCUGGCGAUAGGGCUGCGA
This is a messenger RNA of Truncatella angustata, 1401 nucleotides long. Its product is annotated as carnitine-acylcarnitine carrier protein. The record is from RefSeq and is a predicted model, not a curated record. The coding region runs from base 198 to 1238 and encodes 346 amino acids. Gene Ontology annotation, molecular function: O-acyl-L-carnitine transmembrane transporter activity. Gene Ontology annotation, biological process: mitochondrial transport; carnitine transmembrane transport. NCBI's taxonomy places the organism in Eukaryota, Fungi, Ascomycota, Sordariomycetes, Amphisphaeriales, Sporocadaceae. The transcript is spliced from 3 exons. Gene Ontology annotation, cellular component: mitochondrial envelope.